CCCUUGGACCUCGCACUGCUUCAGUCUAGAAACGGCGCGCGAAAGAUACGGCAGCACGGCGGAGUGUAAUUCUUUCUGAGUGGAAAUUCUUCGCGUUUGUAACCGAAUCGCUGGCGACAUCGCAGAAACAUACGCGACCUACUUCCAAUCGCCGUGUAAUAGGCCAAGUUCUGCGAGAAGUUUCGGAAAGCCGUUGGAUAUCUGCCGAAGAAUCGUUAGUCGCAUUGAUCGGUCGAAUAAAAGCUAUAAGCUUUCCAAAUGGAUCACGAUUACGGGUACGACUUGGAAGAAGCCAUCAAGCGAGAAGGGCUGUCCAAAUCCGAUAUUCAAGCGUUACGAUCGCCUCCCAUUGAGGGAGUCCCGUUGGAUAUCACCGAUAAGUUGCUGGCCUGUUUCCUGAAUGCCUGUAAGAAAAAUGUCCAAGAAACGCGUAAAGUCAUCAAAAUCUACUACCAAGACCGCCGAGAGGCUCCGGAGCUGUUUGACAAUCGCGAUCCGCUGAAUCCCAAAAUCCAGCAAUGUUUCCAAAACCAGGACUACUUUUUCUUGCCGCCUACACCUUCCGGGCAUUCCAUCAUCUUCCACCGAUUGAGCAACCCCAAGGCGUCCAAUUACCACUUCGACGAAGCAGUCAAAACCUACUUCAUGCUCAUAGAAACCUGUAUGUAUCAUCAAGGUCCCCGUCCAGGUCUGAUCUGCCUGUUCGACAUGAACAACGUGGGGCUGUCCCAUUUGCUGCGGGUGAAAAUCGGCACCAUUCGGAAAUUCUUCCAUUACCUGCAGGAGGGAUUGCCGGCAAAACUGAGAGCCAUCCACGUGUUGAACGCCGUCUCUUUCUUCGAUAAGGUUCUCUACAUUAUCAAACCGUUCAUGAAUGCAGAAAUUCUAAACAUGCUCUUUUUGUACCCAUCGAAUAGCAGUUUGGAAAAGUUGUAUGACGAGUGGAUUCCCCGCAGUUGUUUGCCAUCAGACUACGGUGGUGAGCUAAAAUCGGUUGCAGAGUUGCACCAGGAGCACCUGAAGACGUACCAAUCACUUCGACCAUACUUCUUGGCCGAGGAACGACUACGGAAGGGAGACGGCAAGCUGAUAGAAGAAGCAAGCAAUAAAAUGAAAUCUUUGGACAUAGAUUAGCGUGCAUUCUUCCAUUGCUGUUGCAAUUUGCAUAGAGAUGAUUUUUUAGUGAAUAUUAAUUAACUACAAAAAUGUUUUAUUCUAUAAAUUACACAUUAGGGCUCGAUCAAUGUGGGCUUUGAGCUUAAGGAAACUAAUUGUGAUAUUAUGCAAUUGCUCAAGUGAAACUUAAAUAUUCGAAUAACGUUUUUAGGUGGAAUUUUAAUCGGGCUUGGGAAUAUUCAUUGUAAAAUGUUGAUCAUGAUUAGCUUAACUUUGAGCAAUACAAUACACUGGUACAAAUUUA
Messenger RNA from Aedes aegypti (yellow fever mosquito), 1420 nucleotides. RefSeq names its product alpha-tocopherol transfer protein-like. The record is from RefSeq and is a predicted model, not a curated record. Gene Ontology annotation, cellular component: membrane. Lineage: Eukaryota; Metazoa; Arthropoda; Insecta; Diptera; Culicidae. The transcript is spliced from 4 exons. Bases 259 to 1134 code for a protein of 291 amino acids. Gene Ontology annotation, molecular function: phosphatidylinositol bisphosphate binding.